Messenger RNA from Rotaria sp. Silwood2, 408 nucleotides. NCBI's taxonomy places the organism in Eukaryota, Metazoa, Rotifera, Eurotatoria, Philodinida, Philodinidae. The record is from the annotation of a GenBank genome assembly.
UUACGAACAGUUUUAUGUUCAUAUGCAAUGCAAGCAUCAACACCUAAAUGGUUAGGUUAUACAACAUUAGGUACAAUUCCAUGUCUUGUUGAUGCAGUUACAGCACAUUCAGAAGAUCUUGGUUGGUCUGAUAUUAAUGAUUUUAAAGAUAUUGUUGAAGUAGUUCAAUAUCUUGGACGUGCUAUGGCUGACUCAGAUUGUUUAAAUACACCACAAGAUGUGACAGGUUUACCAUUUUCAAUUAUACCAAGAGAUACUGAACAUACAAUUCGUGAUGCUGUUCGUGGACAAGAUGAUGCAUUUAUUCAAGAUAUGCUAGAGUUUGGCAUGAUGUAUGGUGAACAAGUACGACGCGAUCAUCGUACAUUUUUUGAAGCAUUUCGAAAUAAUCAAAUUCCAAACCUUUGA